AAGGUGCUCUACCCUGUCGCUUUGCUGGUCUGAAAAAUCGAACCAAAUAGUUUUCGGAACAAAACAGCUCAAAAUUAUUCUAAAAAAGGCACCCACUGGAUAUGAGUUCUCAGCUUCCUUUUCUCUUCCCGAUUGGAUACCAUGUUGCCUAGAAGACAUAUGUUCUGCUGAUUGCUUCUAUGGAGUUUAUUGGUUCUGAAACAAGGGCUUCUUGCAGGUUUGGUGACCGAUCAACUAGUGAUGUUGUUGUGAGGCUUAGAACGCAGGAUGGGCGAGAUGAUUGGAUAUAUUGUCACUCCCACAUCCUCACUGAUAAGUGCAAGUAUUUUGCUGACCGCCUUUCUGAGAAUUGGCCAACAUGCCAGAUUAUUGACUCCCGGAGCUGUGUGGAGGUCUACUGUGAGGAAUCAGAAUUUGAUUACCAUGUCACUGUUCUUCGCCUGUUCUAUGUUAUCGUUGAUGGCUCAGUUGAUGACCUGUGGCAUGGUGUUAAAAAUGCUCUUGGCAUUCUUCGAGUGGCUUUUGAACUUGGGUGCCCGAAAAUUGUUACUGCUUGUGUGAACUACUUGGAAGCAGUUCCAUGGGAAGAGUCUGAGGAGGAGGAAAUUCUAAAAACCAUACCACAAAUGGGUUCUCAAGUGGAGCCUAUUCUUGAUCGUCUUCAACCAGUCAAUACAGCAGUCAUCAGAAGAAUUUUUCUCUCAUCAGUCCAAUUCGCCACAUCAUCCCCUCCACCUUCCUUGAAUGAUAUCAAGUCUUCUGCUCAAGAACAGCUCGAGUAUAUGAUAACUGAAGAUGAUGACUCCCCAUUGCUAGUAGCUGAUAACGAGAUAAAAGCUGAGGUGAAAGAAUGUGUGAACAGACUGUUUGCCAGAUUUAAUAAUGUAUUAGAAGCUAUGCUGUGUGAGCGUAAUGAUUCAUCUGCAGAAGAAGGGAAAAUGCAAAAUUUUCAGUCCCUCUUAUCGGAUUUAUCGUGGGCUUGUCAGAUAUUAAAUAAGUUGGAAAUCAUGAGGGAUUUUGUCCAUAGCUGGAUGGAUGCAUCUGAUAAGAUAGUUAAGAUUGUGGAGCAAGCAAAUUCAACAGAUGAAAUUAUUGAGACAAAGUCAAAAGUUAUUGAGGUGGCUGCAAAAGUGUUGGAGGCAAUAGGGUAUGGCACUGUCAUUUUGCCAUCUGCAAGGCGUCUUCACGGGGUGAAGGUAUGGCUUCCUUUUGUGAGGAUCACAAAACCACUGAUUGAUUCCUUCACAGCUCAUAGUAACGAUGGAGAUGAAACUAUGCCUACACCAAAAGUAGAUAGCGAACUUUGGCAAUCCUUAGAAUCCACCUUCAUUUCGAUAAUUCUGGCAUUGCCAUCCUAUGAGCAGGCUGAGAUUUUGGCUGAAUGGUUAGGAAAUGAGCAAGUUCAAUAUCCAGACCUGACUGAGGCAUUUGAGGUCUGGUGUUACAGAUCCAAGGUUGCCAAACGAAGACUAUCAUCAUUAGGAGUAGAUAAUGAAACAACUAAUGCACUUUGACCACUUUAGUUUAGCCUUUUCUCAUCUCUUGUUAGGAAACCAAGUCAGGUUGGAUUACCCUUUGUUUAAAAAAGUUUAAGCAUAUUUUUGUUAAAAAUGAUGGAAAGAUUUCAGGAAAAAUAGUAUUUCCAUUCAACUGUUUUAGACACUCAGUAUAGGUCAGUCACCGCCCCAUUUUGGACUUGUUAAUUGUAAAUUUUUAUUCUAGGCAUUGGUAGUUGCCAUUAUUACGUA
This is a messenger RNA of Humulus lupulus (European hop), 1748 nucleotides long. RefSeq names its product BTB/POZ domain-containing protein At3g05675. The transcript has 3 exons. The record is from RefSeq and is a predicted model, not a curated record. Lineage: Eukaryota; Viridiplantae; Streptophyta; Magnoliopsida; Rosales; Cannabaceae. Bases 180 to 1514 code for a protein of 444 amino acids.